Hevea brasiliensis (rubber tree) is the source of this 2048-nucleotide messenger RNA. Its product is annotated as proline-rich receptor-like protein kinase PERK15. NCBI's taxonomy places the organism in Eukaryota, Viridiplantae, Streptophyta, Magnoliopsida, Malpighiales, Euphorbiaceae. Gene Ontology annotation, biological process: protein phosphorylation. Bases 158 to 1726 code for a protein of 522 amino acids. The transcript is spliced from 8 exons. The record is from RefSeq and is a predicted model, not a curated record. Gene Ontology annotation, molecular function: ATP binding; protein kinase activity.
UAUUAUGUUCAUAUUUCACAUUUUGUAAUUAUACAUAGAAAUGAUAAACAUGGCUGGAAGGACCAACGCCAUGGUCUUUGUUUGUCCCAAUACGUAAAGAUUUAUAUAUUAUAUAUCCACCAAGUCAGCGAAAAAAGAAAAUCGCAGGAAUCCGGCGAUGUCGUCAAACUAUGGCUCUCCGCCCUCUUCCCCGCCCGAAACCAGCGCCGGCUCUCCCCCUCCGGAAUAUCAGGCCACUGCUCCCCCCACCAGUGUUCCCGCCCCGACUCCAGCAACGACCGACAUCUCACCUCCGUCGCCACCACCGACGACUGAGUCGCGUCCACCAUCGGAAUCUCCACCACCUCCACCGCCUCCACCGCCUCCACUAACUACACCGCAGCCAAAGAAGCAUAAGGGGCUAAUAGUGGGGGUAGCUUUGGGAGCAAUAAUAGUUCUGAUUGCUAUUAUCAUUUUCUUCAUUUAUUACCGGAGGAAGAAGAGAAAGGAGGCAUUGAAUUCUAAAGGAAUCUCAUCAAAGCCCAAUCAGUUACCUGUGCUUGGUCCUGUUUCCCAUGAAACUCCUUCGACUAGUGGCAGUUUGGGCUCUGAGAAACCAUCUCCUGGCAUUCUUCGACUUUCACAGGGUGUCUUUUCUUAUGAAGAACUUGCAAUGGCAACUAAUGAUUUCUCCAAUGCAAAUCUUGUUGGUGAGGGUGGUUUUGGUUAUGUUCAUAAGGGAGUCCUUCGCGAUGGUAAAGUGGUUGCAAUUAAGCAGCUUAAAGCCGGGAGUAUGCAGGGGGAACGUGAAUUUCAGGCAGAGAUUGAGAUCAUUAGUCGUAUCCAUCACAGACAUCUUGUUUCAUUGGUUGGAUACUGCAUUACUGGAGCCCAGAGGAUGCUUGUAUAUGAAUUUAUUCCAAACAACACCUUGGAAUUCCAUCUACAUGGAAAGGAGAGACCAACUAUGAACUGGUCAGCUAGAAUGAAAAUCGCCGUAGGCUCAGCUAAAGGAUUGGCUUACUUGCAUGAAGACUGUCUGCCCAAGAUCAUACACCGAGAUGUCAAGGCAGCCAAUAUUCUUCUUGAUGAUAGCUUUGAAGCAAAGGUUGCUGAUUUUGGACUUGCCAAGCAUUCUUUGGAUACUGAUACUCAUGUCUCCACCCGAGUGAUGGGAACUUUUGGGUAUAUGGCUCCAGAGUAUGCCUCUUCUGGUAAGCUUACUGAGAAAUCAGAUGUCUUUUCCUUUGGUGUUGUGCUUCUUGAGUUGAUUACGCGGCGUCGACCUGUUAAUAGGACUCGAUCAUUCCUUGAUGAUAGCAUAGUUGAUUGGGCAAGGCCUUUGCUGAAACAAGCUUUGAAAGAAGGCACCUUUGAUGCUCUUGUUGAUCCAAAAUUACAGGGGGACUAUGAUUCCAGUGAAAUGACUCGAAUGAUUUCAUGUGCUGCAGCUUGUAUAUGUCCUUCAGCAGGGCUUCGGCCUCAAAUGAGCCAGAUACUUCAAGCUCUGAUAGGGAAUAUGUCCCUUGAUGAUUUAAGUGGUGGAAUCACACCUGGGCACAGCAUGGUAUAUGGUUCUUAUGGACGCUUAGACUAUAGUUCUAGCCAAUACAAGGAAGACUUGAAGAAGUUCAGGAAGAAGGCGCUAGAAAGCCAAGAACAUGGCAGUAGCGAGUACAGUGGAAUCACCAGUGAGUAUGGUCUACAACCUUCUAGCAGUAGCACUGAAGGCCAACAAACUAGAUAAGAGAUGAAAUGACAGAGAAAGGAGAUAACGACCAAAGAUUCCCACAAAAUUUGUGACAGUUUAUUACAUUGUUCUCAGUUCAUCAAUUUCAUGUAGGUGUGCCUGCAGGAAAAUCAAUAUUGGACAGUUUACUACAUUGUUCUCAGUUCAUCAAUUUCAUGUAGGUGUGCCAGCAGGAAAAUCAAUAUUGGAUUAACUAUCCGGUGGCAGGUCAUGUAAGUGCCUGGAAAAAUCAGCUUGGUAAAUGAUUAUUAUAUUAUACCAAAACACACAAUAAGUUUACUAUUCCUAAAGAACAGUAAAAUACUAAUUUUAUCCUUUC